AUGUCUCUCUUGUUUUGGGUUUCCUACCAGAUUCACCAACUGGAUCAAGAUGUGCAUCACAUCUACUCGUUUACUAUCUCCCUUAAUGGGACUUUGGUGGGGUGCUUCAAAGGGGGAAAAGGUUUAAGGCAAGGUGACCAUUUAUCCCCUUAUUUGUUUGUUCUUGCUAUAGAAGUUUUCUCUAGGCUGAUGAAGGAGUAUACUAGAGAAGGAUCAGGUUUUAAGUUCCAUUACAGGUGCUCUCGAAUGAACUUAACUCAUCUCUGUUUUGUGGAUGACUUGUUGCUUUUUUAUGAUGCAAAUUUGUCUUCCAUCUCCAUCAUCAAAGCAGCUUUGAGAGAGUUUGAAUUAUUGUCAGGAUUAAAAGCUAAUCCUUCAAAGAGCUCUCUGUUUUGUUCUGGUGUUUCGGAAAGGAUGAAGAUCUCUCUUUUGUCUGAGCUGCAAAUGGGGAAGGGUCAUCUUCCAGUUCGUUAUCUUGGACUCCCUCUUAUAUCCUCUAAGUUGUCGGCUGCAGAUUGCAAAGUUCUCCAUGAUAAAAUUGUUGGCCGCAUAGAUUCAUGGUCUUCCAAAAAGCUAUCUUUUGCAUGA
Molecule: messenger RNA, 588 nt
Organism: Alnus glutinosa
Lineage: Eukaryota; Viridiplantae; Streptophyta; Magnoliopsida; Fagales; Betulaceae
Exons: 1
Coding region: 1-588 (195 amino acids)
Source: RefSeq, a predicted model, not a curated record